CGAACUUUCCUUGAUAAAGAAGACCAUUGCUUCCUAGCUUAUAAUAUCCCGUUUAUUUAGCUGGGGAAAUAGAUAUUAGCUAAGCAAAUUGAAGCUGUCACUGGAAAGAGGAACAUAAGCUAAGUUUUCCGUGCUAUUAUAACGAUGCUAACCGAACAAUCGCCUUUAGAAAAAUACCAGUUAGAUCAGUGCAUUGGGAAAGGAAACUUUGGUGACGUUUACAAGGCACACGAGCGGACCAGUUCUGAGGUGUUCGCCAUUAAGAUAUUGAAUUUGGAUGAGAGUAGUGAUGAUAUCAAGACCGUGCUCCAAGAAAUUGAAUUUUUAUCGAAAUUGAAGUCUCCUUAUAUCACCCGGUAUUACGAAACACUCAUUCAUGAUAUGACAUUAUGGAUAGUGAUGGAGCAUUGUGGAGGAGGAUCAUGUAUGGAUCUAUUAAGGUAUCAUAAAAAACUAAGUGAAGAAAUGACGCUGUAUAUAAUUAGAGAUACCUGUCGAGGAUUGAAAUACUUACACGACGAAAGAAAGGUCCAUCGGGAUAUCAAGCUGGCCAAUAUAUUAUUGACUCAGAAUGGAGGGAUCAAGUUAGCCGAUUUUGGAGUUAGCGGAGAAAUCACCUUAACGCAAGCUAAAAAGCAUACUUUUGUCGGUACUCCGUACUGGAUGGCCCCAGAAGUGAUCACCACGUCAUCGGUUGGGUACAAUCAAAAAGCGGACAUUUGGUCUUUGGGAAUCACUACAAUUGAGUUGGUAACCGGUAAACCACCGCUUUCACAGAUUGAUCCCAUGGAUGCAUUAUUUGAGAUCCCCAAGAAUGAACCUCCAUGUUUAGAAGGAGAAGAAUAUAGUGAUAAUAUAAAAGAUUUCAUCAAAUACUGUUUAAAGCUUAACCAUCGCCAACGUCCCAACGCCGCAACGUUAUUACAUCAUAGUUUUAUUAGUUGCAAGAAUGAAAAUCCAAAUAUGAGUUUUAGAUUAAGUCAAUUAAUUAGACAAAAACAAAAUUAUUUUGCUAAACAUAAUAGGGAAUCUCGUAAACCCCGACAUGAAAUUCUAAAACCACUUGAAGAAAACACCAUGAUUGAAUGGGACUUUAAUACCAAAAUGAGUUUUAAAACAAAACAAUCCUCAGUAGAAUUAAAGGACUGGCAUCAAAUCGACCUUCAUUACAAUGAAGCGUUCAUCUACUGCCUACAAAGAGUUCUCGAUAGAGCAAGAAACCCUUCAACCAAACUGGUGGUUAAUCUUUUAAUUCGUCAAAUGAUCGAGUACGAAAACCAGCAACCGGGACUCAGUGAAGCCAUCAUCGAAGAGCUCCUCAACUUCAAAGCCUUCAAUGAAUCCUCUUAGCUUAUCUCUCUCUAUAUAUACGCGGAUAUUCGUAUUUUAUAUUAUGUUUUCCUUGCAACCAUUCAAGAUGCCAAUAUCAACCCUGUAAAACCGCCAAAACCUGCGCUCACAUGCUCCUGGGGCCGCAUUGCGCCGCUGCACCAUAUACCCGUCCACCUUGUCCCAUUCCUCGCAUAAAGGGUCUUCCCAUCGGUUGUUGUCAAUGACACGGAAGGGAUAUCGGUGCUGGCUUUGUUACCUUCACCUUUUAACAGCAAUUGAAUCGCGGGUGCACGGGUCUGACAAGAAGGAGAACCUUUUGUUUUUUGUUCGCGACCGCGUUUGAA
Molecule: messenger RNA, 1676 nt
Organism: Hyphopichia burtonii NRRL Y-1933
Lineage: Eukaryota; Fungi; Ascomycota; Pichiomycetes; Serinales; Debaryomycetaceae
Product: putative serine/threonine protein kinase
Exons: 2
Coding region: 145-1350 (401 amino acids)
Biological process (GO): protein phosphorylation
Molecular function (GO): ATP binding; protein kinase activity
Source: RefSeq, a predicted model, not a curated record